GAGUUUGCGCAAACUCAGACCAAUGUGCGCCGGACUGCGGAUGAAACUGCUGCGGGUACGCGACUCUAGUAAUCCCUGAGUGCAUCCGAUUUGGCCGACCGAAAUUUUGAGGCUAGGAAGGAAGAACGUCGAACGAGAGAAGCGAGAGAGAAAUAAAAAAGAAGAGAAUCUAAUAAGAAGAGACGACGCGUGAAAGAAGAAGCGGAAGUCGAGCAGUGCAGAGAACAACAAUCAACCACCAACCAACCAAAAAAAAAAGUUCCGACUUCGCGUUCCCCGUGGUGCAAAGUCAAGUCGCGUCCGGCAUCGGCAGUCGAAUUCGGUCCAGUAAUCGAUGGGGCGUAUGCUUCGUAGCUCGCUUCGGUUCCGUUGAAUAACACCCGCAAUAGCCGUCUCCUUUUUUUUGUUGGUGUGAUCGUCGUGUGCUCAGUGCGAUCAAGUGAGAACGAAAGUGGACGCGCGAACUUUACUGCAUUUUGGGAAGAACAAACUUGAAGAAAUAGUACCUAAGUAUGGCGGAUACCAGUCAAUCUGAGUUACCGCCCCAGACGAACGGGAUCUCAUCUGAUGGUCUGGAGGAUGACGAGCGCAGCAAAAUGCGUCCAGCUGACAUCGAUGCCGACGUGAAGGAGAUGGAGAGAAGGAAACGUGUGGAGUGCAUUAUGAACAGCAGAUUGUUCAAGGAGGAGUUGGAGAGGAUAAUCGAGGUACAGCUGAGGGACGGAUCAGGAACGACCGGCCUCAUGCAGCAGAUCUCCGACAUGAUGGGCGUCUCAAAGAACGCCGGAAACGUGUUCAAGAAUUCCAACUGCGUCGUUCCCAUAAACGAUAUCAGGGGUAUAGAGGCGAUGGGUUAUGCUAAGGGCGAGAAAAUCUUGCGCUGCAAGCUUGCCGCCGUCUACAGGCUUAUCGAUCUGUACGGAUGGACGCAGGGCCUGACACUGAUUACGGCCAGACUGAAUCAGGACGAGGAGCAUUUCUUGGUGAAUCCGUAUGGAAUGCUCUUCCAUGAGAUCACUGCCUCGAGCCUGAUCAAGGCCGACAUGCAGGGUAACGUUGUCGAACAGGGGACGACCAAUUUCAGUGUGAAUUUGAGCGCUUAUUCACUCCACACUGCCAUACAUUCAGCGAGGCCGGAUAUCAAAUGUAUCAUCCACGUCCACACGCCGUCCGUAGUUGCGAUUUCUGCACUGAAAUGCGGCCUAUUGCCCAUCAGUCAGGAGUCCGUAGUGAUAGGCGAUGUUAGCACGCAUCCCUACAUGGGAGCAAUCAACGAUCCCGAGGAGAAAGACCUGAUCGCCCGCAACCUGGGACCCAACAGCAAGGUGCUCCUCUUGACCAAUCAAGGAGCCGUUUGCUGCGGUGAGACAAUCGAAGAAGCUUUCUUCAACGCCCGCAACACCGUCCUAGCAUCGGAAUCCCAGCUGAAGCUCAUGCCUGUUGGCAUCGAUAACCUGGUUGUACUAACAGACGAGAUGCGCAAGAGGAUGUACGAAGCCGCACGUAAAGCACCAGAGAGCAGCCCACGCCCGGACCAGCCGACCAUCUUGGAUGGCAAAGUCGAGCGGAAGUGGCGCGUCGGAGGCGUAGAGUUCGAAGCUCUGAUGAGGAUGCUGGACAACGCUGGAUUCCGUACCGGAUAUAUCUACAGGCACCCAUUGGUUAAGGGAGAUCCUCCUAGACCCAGGAACGACGUCGAAGUACCCCCAGCCGUUUCAUCGCUUGGAUACCUCCUGGAAGAGGAAGAACUGUACAAGCAAGGAUUAUGGAAAAAACUGGAAGGAGGCCGCAAAGGAAACGAUCGGUCACGCUGGCUUAACUCGCCAAACGUUUACCAAAAAGUGGAAAUUUUGGAAACGGGAACUCCGGACCCGAAAAAGAUUACAAAGUGGGUCGCCGAUGGGUCUCCGACGCACUCAAGCACCCCGGUCAAAAUCGAUUCGGCCCUUCAAUUCGUGCCGAAGAACACCAACCCGAAAGAAUUCAAAAAGCUCCAGCAGCAGAUCAAGGACUACAGACGCGCCGACAAGAUUUCGGCCGGGCCCCAGUCGCAUAUCCUUGAAGGCGUUACGUGGGAGGAGGCGAAGAAGAUGCAGGAUGCCGGUGUGACUCAGACCGGGGACCAGGUGGUCCUGAUGGGCGCCGCCUCCAAGGGUAUCAUCCAACGUGGAUACCAGCACAACGCGACCAUGUACAAAUCGCCGUACGCCAAGAAUCCCUUCGAUUCGAUCACCGACGAAGACAUCGAAAACUACAAGAAGAUCGUCAACAAGAAAGAAAAAGGCGAAUUUGACGACACGGAUUAUAGCGAGUCCGAAGGAUUGUCUUCAGCGCAAAUUAAUAAACGAAUUAGCGACAUUAGAUCUCCUACAUCUGCUGCAAGCGAAACUGAGGAGGAGAGCAGAGGAGAACCUCAAGUAUUAAGGAUAGAAACUAAACAAGCGCCGAAACCUAGCCAGCCCGAGGUUGUCUUGAGCGACGGUAAAAAAAUGGUAAGACUGGAGGUGGUGGCUGCUAAGGCAACAAGGAACACCGAAACGCGCUAUCGCACGAACAGCUAUGCAGGUUUCCCGAAAGGCUCUUACGCAAUUCCCAAUCCGAAGCAUUUCCACAUUGUGCAUCAAACACAGGUGGCCAUCCCUCAGCGUCCCGCUCUCGUCAAACUGAAAACUCCUAUCCCACAUACCGUUACCGUUAACAUCGUUAAUAACGGAGCUCCAAUGACCGUCAUCGAUAUCCAAUUCGACGUCCUCAAAGCUUUCUUUCAACCCUUCGCUCACGCACUUAAUUAUAACCUGAGCUCGCAAGCUUCGCAAACUGCUUACGUGAAUCAAACCUACACUCCGUUGCACUAUGAUCAGACGUCGAAUACUAUAGGUAGCUUUGAAAGAGGAAUAUUGAACAAUCUGCAGAAGAAUCUCGUUAGAGACAUGCUCGACACUUCAUACAAUUACGGUAGCAAUGAUUCUACUACUCCCAGCUCCACAGAAUACGGCGAAAACUAUUUAGAUUAUCAAAGUAAAGUGGAAACACAGAAUAACCAUAAUUCCUGCGAUAAAUCGACUUACGAAAGCAUCAACGAUGAUUUCAUUUCUGAUGCUAUCUACACGUCGAACAGCAAUAGCAGUGAGAAUUACGAUGGUCAUAGCAUGUACAUCGAGCAGGACGAUAUUAAUGAUUUCAACGAGGAAGACGUUAGUUGUUGUAUCGUUCCACCAUUGAAUCUUGAUUCCGACCAAUCGAAUAACGAAUCUUACAAGAGUGUCUUUGACCGAAUCACUCGCAGUAUCAGUCUCAACGAAAGUAGUUUUAAAUCUGCAAAGGAUGAACUACCAGCAAGAUCUUUAAAUACAGAGGCCGAAGUACAAGAAGUUGAUGUAUUAUUGUCCAGCGAUGAAUUUGUUACUGCCACUUCAGAUGCUAUAGCAAAACAUUUAGAAACAACUUCAGAAAUAUCCACAUCAAAUGAUGAACAAAAAAAUAUACAUAAAGAAGUGGAAAUUGAACAAGCAAAAUGCAAUUCCUUCAAUGAUUUUAAUGAAACUAAGAAUUCCUCUGAAGAUGUUUACACAUCUGUGAGUAAAAUAAAGAAUGAAAGCGAAAAUGUGGCGGAAAAUUUUUCUGAUCAAGAAUCUGGCAUUGCUGUAACUGAUGAGAAUAAUGAAAUAUCUAUUGAAGUAUGCUACGAAUCGGCGAACUUUCAUUCUGAUGAUGAUGUAAUUACUGUAGAAGAUUACAAUCAAAUGGAAGAUAAUAAUCCAGAUAAAGCUAAUUUGACUUAUUCGUGUGAAUUCAGCGAAUUUGUACAUACUGAAUCAAGUGAUUGUCAAUAUGAUGAAAUUCCUGAUAGUAUUUCUACCAAUGAAGAAUUUGAGAAUGUUACUAAUAAAGAUUGUGACAAUGCAGUAGAUAUUGAGGAAAUUGAUCAAAUAAAUUUACUACAAACAUGUCCAAAGUCAAACGAAGAUAAUGAAACUAUUGUAGAAAAUGGAAAUGAAGAGAUUCCGAAAGCGGAAAUGUCGCAACAAGUGAAAUCAAUUAAGAAGCGAAGAAGGAAUCGAAAAAGUAAACAUCAGAAGAAGACCGCUGCCAAUGAAAUUGAUCAAUCAAUUAAAACUAAUGUCGAUAAUAAUUUGGUUUUGGAUCUGGAAAAAGACGAAUCAAUUAUAACAAAAUGUGACAAGGAUGUAGAGGAUAAUGUUGACUAUCAAUUGUUUAAAACCGGAAUAACGGAGAGUUCCAAAGAGGAAGAAAAUGUGAUUGAAGAUGAUACGACGUCAUCUUUAUCCGAAUUCGUGGAGCAGAUGACGAACUUGGUUGUGGAUUACAUAGUUCACAGUUGCAUUCAUCUUGAUGAUUAUCUACUAUUCCCAGAAAUAAAGACGGAUGAGAAGGUCCAAAGGCUUCUACGCAAAUUGGAGGUUUUAUACCGCGAGUAUUUUGUGCAUAGCUUCACCGGCGAGGAGAAGAACGAGCUGCGAUUGCACAUAGCCGAUAGUGUUAUCCACAGACUUCCAGAGCUACCGGAGAAGCAGCUCUUCAGUAUUCACGAAUUCCUCACGGAGCUAUUGAAUUAUUUCUUCUCAUUAUUAAACUCUCCGUUAAAUAGUCCGAUCGUCUUUAGCACUGAAACAACUGCGGAUGAUGAAGUAACGCAGUUCAGAUUGAAGCAGGUCUCGUCUGGUAACGAGUUUUAUUGGUUUUCCAUUGGAAAGUCGCCGGAUAGGAGAUCAGAAUCUCUGUUGGAUGUAAUAAAAAAACCUCUGCUUAACGUCGACGAUCUGCCGUUGCGUCCGCCUGAAGAAUUGGUGGAACGUGAACAGUUGUCUCCUAUUCCCGAAGAAGCUAGAAAGAAGCUAAUUUUUGAUUUUGAAGAUGUACCAGAAUCAUCUAAGAAAAGUCCUGACAGUAGUAUUAGGGCUCUCGACGAUGAAGAUUUUGAAUUGGUUAACGUUUAUGGAUCGCAAGGAGAAUACGUUUGUUUCGAGCGACCAGAGGUUAACACGAUCGUCGUGAACGAAGUGCAAUUCUUCAGAUCGAACACCGUAAAUUGUAGCUCUUACGUAACCAGCAGCAACAUCAGUUUCAGCAAGUCUAACGAUAAAGAAUGCGAUGAUGAUGUUGAUGAUUCUAACGAGGGCAAUUGGAUGGGUUACGAGAAAGCUAAAUUUUAAUUUUGAGUCUAAUUU
Nicrophorus vespilloides is the source of this 5189-nucleotide messenger RNA. RefSeq names its product protein hu-li tai shao (gene hts). Gene Ontology annotation, molecular function: actin filament binding. The transcript is spliced from 8 exons. Gene Ontology annotation, cellular component: cytoskeleton; plasma membrane; postsynaptic density. Lineage: Eukaryota; Metazoa; Arthropoda; Insecta; Coleoptera; Silphidae. The record is from RefSeq and is a predicted model, not a curated record. The coding region runs from base 513 to 5174 and encodes 1553 amino acids.